AUGAGCACUAGCAUGCAGGUGAAGUAUGACAAGUAUUGGGGUCAAGCAGACAAUAUGAAUCCAUUGCUUUUUGUGUCUGUCAUUUUGGACCAUCGGUAUAAACUAGCAUAUGUGAAUCAUAUGUUUGAUCUUCUUUAUACUGAUCCUGAAGUAUGCUUGAUUAUGAAUAAGAGGGUUAAAGAUUGUUUGUAUUGGUUGUUUAAUGAGUACUCUGCUGGGGUAUCUAUUGACUCAGGAACUACCUCCACAAGCACAGCAGGUGCAACAUCAUUGCCUUCUUUUGAUGAUGAUGGUGGUGGUGGUGAAGAGGAUCCAGAUUCUGCUACACCUGGAGCUGGAGGGGAGAAUUUAAUGGCUAUUGGCACUAAAUAUGAAGUGUUCUUGAGUUUUAGUAGAGGCAAAGAGACUCCAGAAUCUUUCCCUUCUCGUCUCUAUUCAUCUCUAUGUGAAGCUGGAAUUUCUGUUUUCAAAGAUGAUGUUUCAAUUGAACUAUUGCAAAGCAUUACUGAAACUUAUAAAUUUUCAGUCAUCAUCUUCUCAAAACACUAUGCUAGUUCCAGAAUGUGCCCGGAGGAACUCACAAAAAUAAUGAAGUUUCACAAACUAUAUUAUCAUGUAGUUCUUCCCAUAUUCUAUGAAGUGGGUCGUUCAGAAGUUUGUAAUCAAGAAUCUAGCUUAGGAGAAGCAUUUCAAGGUCUUAUACAAAGAAUUUCACCCACUGAUGAUGAAGUUUCAAGCUGGAGGAGAGCUCUCACAGAAGCUAGAGGAAAAUAUGGGUUUGAUGUGCCUAAUCUUGAGUCCAAGUAA
Neltuma alba is the source of this 807-nucleotide messenger RNA. RefSeq names its product TMV resistance protein N-like. The transcript has 3 exons. Gene Ontology annotation, molecular function: DNA binding. The record is from RefSeq and is a predicted model, not a curated record. Gene Ontology annotation, biological process: signal transduction. Lineage: Eukaryota; Viridiplantae; Streptophyta; Magnoliopsida; Fabales; Fabaceae. The coding region runs from base 1 to 807 and encodes 268 amino acids.